Dictyostelium discoideum AX4 is the source of this 1986-nucleotide messenger RNA. RefSeq lists its product as hypothetical. The record is from RefSeq and is a predicted model, not a curated record. The coding region runs from base 1 to 1986 and encodes 661 amino acids. The transcript is spliced from 2 exons. Lineage: Eukaryota; Evosea; Eumycetozoa; Dictyosteliales; Dictyosteliaceae.
AUGGAACUUAAAGAAUUUAAAAAAUCAAUUAAAAGUGAUUUAUGUAAUAUUCAAAAUCAAAGUCCAUUUGCAAAGAAAAAGACAUUAGAUCGUUUAAAUCAAGCACUUGAAUCAUGCAAAGAUAAUUCAACAAAAUUAGAUUCAUUAAAUGAAAUUUUAUUUUCCAAUGAAAAUGAAAAUGGUACCACUUUGUAUGAUAGUGUACUCUUAAAUUUAUUAUCUGAUAGCUUAGAAAGGGCAAGAACUACUUCACUAACUUAUUUAUUAGAAAUAAAAUUAACAGAAAAUUUAAUAAAUAAAUUAAUUUAUCAAUUAGAAGUUUUAAUAAAUAAUGAACAAGUUGAAGAAUUAAGAUAUUUAAUUUGUAAAUUAAUUUUAAAGAUAAUUGAAAUUGGUAGUGUUAAUAGUAUUAGUAUGAAUACAGAAAAGAUAAUAAAAAUAAUUAAAGUUAGUUUAAGUGAUAAUUCACCAGAUCAAAAGGAGAUAUGCUCAAAGUUAAUUCAAAGAUUAUCUGAUAAAGUACCAAACAGAAUCAUUUAUUUCUCAUCGGAAUUGAUACACCAACUAAUUGGUAAUCUUGGUAAUAGACAACAAAGAGUCAGAAUGGAGUCAUUACAAGCCUUAUCAUCGCUAGCAUUAUCAGGUUCAAUUAAAAUCAUUAAUACUCUAGAACCAAUGGUAAUGGUUUUAGCAACUGAUAAUUCACCACAGAUUAGAAUACGUCUAUUACAAUCAAUUGAACAAUGGUGUACGAAAAUACCAACAACUCAACAAUACUUUGAAUUUUUAUUACCAGUUAUAAUUGAAUUAUCAAUUUCUGAUAUUAAACCAAUUCGUAAUCAAGCUAUAAUAACUUUAAAUUCAAUUUCUUCAAAUUAUUAUAAAGAAAGAGAAAAUGAAUUAAUUAAUAAUAAUAAUAAUAAUAAUAAUAAUGAUGGUGAUAAUGAAACUUUAAAAAAUUUUAAUAUCUCUCAAUCAAUAUUAAUUAAAAAACAAUUUGAAAAUAAAUUAAAUUAUUUUCGUUUAAUUGAUCAAGAUGAAGUAUCUGAAAAGAAAGAAGGAGAAUCUAUUAAUGAUGAUGAUAAUAAUAUAAUUAGUUUAAAGAGUAGACAAUUAAUAUUACAAUAUUCACAACAAAUAAUGAAAAGAUUUUAUAGAUGUUUUCAUGAACAAGAAUUGGAACAAAAUAUUAGAGAUUUCAAACAAACUUUCUUAUUGGCAUUCAUUGGUUACCUUGGUUCAUUACCUUCAAUUAGAUUCAUUGAUGCUAUCAUUGAAAUUAUAACAAUUAGAAAAGUUGAUCAUUUUGAUCAAAUUGAAAAGAAAAACAAUGAAAUCAUUUACAUUUUAGGUUUAUUAAUUGAUCAAUCAGUUUUUGUACCAAGAAUUAUUGAAAAAUUUAAAGAACAAUUAUCAGAUUCCUCUUCUUCUUCAAUUAUUGAUAUCCCAUUACUUCAAAUUCAAUUUUCAAUUUUAAAACAAUACUUUAUUGGUUUAUUAAAUAAUCCAGAUAAACAAAUUAAUUCUGAUUCAAUUACUUUAAUAAUUCAACAAUUUAAAUUAAUUUUAUUUAAAGAAAAUUCUUUUACACCAAUAAUUAUUGAUUUUUUAUUAACAAUUUCUAAAUUAAUAUUAAAAAAAACAAAUCCAAUUAUUAAUCAAGAUAAUAAUAAUAAUAAUAAUAAUAACAAUAAUACUAUAAAUGAAUUUUCAAAACUUUUAAUAUUAUUAGAUAUUAAUAAUGGAUUAACAACAACAGAUAAUCAAUCAUUUAAUCAAAUUUCAAAUUCAUUUACAAGUUUAGAUUAUCAAUUAUUAUUAGAAAAAACUGGUGAUUCAUUAAUUGAUGAAAUUGUAAACAAAGAUAAAAAUCAAUUAAUUAAACAAAAAUCUCAUUUAUUAAUUUCAAAUUAUCUUUGUUCUAAAUUAUCAAAUAUAAAAAAAGAUAAAAUUCAAAUAAUAAAUGAAAAAAUAAAAAAUGAAUAA